This is a messenger RNA of Gavia stellata (red-throated loon), 958 nucleotides long. RefSeq names its product centromere protein Q (gene CENPQ). Bases 1 to 852 code for a protein of 283 amino acids. Lineage: Eukaryota; Metazoa; Chordata; Aves; Gaviiformes; Gaviidae. The record is from RefSeq and is a predicted model, not a curated record. The transcript is spliced from 8 exons.
AUGAAACGCCGCCAUGCAUCUUCCAGUAAAAUGGGAGAGACCACUGGUGGGGGAUCAGCAAAAAAACCGUUUAAAUCACAAAAUCAACAAGGGCCUUCUAGCAAAAAGAAGGGAACAGAUGGAGAAGGAAGAAAACAAGAUCAAAAAAGAAAGCAGGUCAUGCAGACGGUCAGAAGGAAAGAUAAGGAACAUGGGGACUGUUCCCCUGCAGGAGAAAAAGGUUCUUCAAAAAAGGUGAAACUAACCAGUGCUAAAGUAGGAUCUUGGCAGACUCUCUCAGAGAGCAGCAGGCAGUUUCUGGAAGCUGUAAUGGAUUCAGUAAUACUAUCUGUUUUGUGCCAACAACGUGAGAGAAAAGAUGAUGUUCAGAAGCACCUCAAUUUACUGAAAGGAAGGGUGCUGAGAUUUUUCAAGACGUUAAAGGUGCCUCCAGGGAAGCUGGGCAACCUGAAGAAUGUCCCGAGCCUUCAAAUGGCAGAGAAACAAAUGCUUGAGACAAAUGAAGAGUCUUUGGUACAAUUGCAGGAAGAAAUAAAUGAAGCUGAGCGAUCAGCAGAACGCAUUGAAGAAACUAUACAGCAACUGCAGUACAAAAUCCAGGUGCUGAAGAACCAGUUAGAGGAAGAUGAAAAAAAGGCCAGGAAGGUAUUCCAGGAAAAUGGCAGUGGAGCACUCCACCUUCCAGAACUCCCCAAGCGCAGUUUACAGGCACCCACUUUGCAGGAAGAAAUUUUGAAGAUAAAAAAUCAGAAAGGUCUUUUAAAGGAUAUGAACACUAUUCAGCAGUCAGCUGACUUGAAGAACAUGUUAACCCUCAUUGAAAAGACCUAUGAGAAGGUGGACUUGCUUUGAGAAACUGAAAUUUAGGGAGUCUCCUUCGAAGAAGAUAACCUAGGCCCGCACUCUGUGUUAAUGUAGAGCAGCAGGAUGCUGGUCAAGGAAACGGAGUUUUCUUCCU